Antechinus flavipes (yellow-footed antechinus) is the source of this 3451-nucleotide messenger RNA. It is a transcript of the gene CARS1, whose product is annotated as cysteinyl-tRNA synthetase 1. Gene Ontology annotation, biological process: cysteinyl-tRNA aminoacylation. The transcript is spliced from 23 exons. The coding region runs from base 463 to 2976 and encodes 837 amino acids. The record is from RefSeq and is a predicted model, not a curated record. NCBI's taxonomy places the organism in Eukaryota, Metazoa, Chordata, Mammalia, Dasyuromorphia, Dasyuridae. Gene Ontology annotation, cellular component: cytoplasm. Gene Ontology annotation, molecular function: ATP binding; cysteine-tRNA ligase activity.
UUGAUCGAUACACGGUUUAAUGCUCUCCUUUGGAGGAUUGUUGGUUUUUUUCCUUUUUUUCCCCAAAUUUUCGAAGGGUGAAGGGCAAGCCAGGACCCCGGGACAGAGAGUCCCCUCUCCCCUUCCCACAAAGUAAGCUACGGCGGAGCUCAGUUUCCUUAAGUUUCCCCAGAGGGGCCCCGGGUGGGGCGUGCUGGGUUGGUGGCAUCCUCUGGGCCAAGACUACAUUUCCCGGCAUGCCUCGCGCCGGGGCACUCUCCGCCCACUCCAUCCUCUUUUUCUUGCUGGGCGUCGGGCGGAUGCUUAGCAACGCAGGGUGUCCCGGAAGCGGUGCUGGCGGAGCAGGGCGGGACUUCCGGGGCCGGAGCCGUGGGUUGCAUCAGCUUCGAGGGCUCUGGGGUUGAGGAAUCGGACGAGAUCCGGACGUGGAGCCGCGAGCGGAGCGGGAGACGAGCCCGGGCCAUGGCGGGGAGCGAGCCAGCUCCCGGCCUCAGCCAUAUUCUGAGCAUUAGCGAAGAGGAGGCCAGGCUGGAGGCUCUGAAUGAGCACCUCAGCACCCGUAGCUACCUGCAGGGCCACACCUUCUCCCAGGCCGACCUGGAGGUCCUCGGGCAGCUGUCGGGCCUGCCCGGGGACCGGCACUUCCACGUGGCUCGGUGGUUCAGGCACAUACAGGCCCUGUCUGGCGGGAGCCAUGGCGCGCAGGAGCCCCCCCGACUCCAAGCAAGUAAGGGCCGACGCGCCCAGCCUCAGUGGUCACCUCCAGCAGGAACCGAGCCUUGUAAACUCCGCCUCUACAACAGCCUGACCCGCACCAAGGAUGAGUUCAUUCCCCAGCAAGGAAGGAGAGUGACCUGGUACUGCUGCGGCCCCACCGUUUAUGACGCUUCCCACAUGGGCCACGCCCGGUCGUACAUCUCCUUCGACAUCCUGAGGCGCGUGCUGCGGGAUUACUUUAAGUACGACGUCUUCUACUGCAUGAACAUCACGGAUAUCGAUGACAAGAUCAUCAAGAGAGCUCGGCAGAACCAUCUCUUCGAGCAGUACCGGGAAAAGAAGCCGCAGGCCACCCAGCUCCUCGAGGAUGUGGCGGCGGCCCUGGAGCCCUUCUCUCUCAAGUUGAGUGCGACCACCGACCCCGACAAAAAGCAGAUGCUGGAACGCAUUCGGGACGCCGUGCAGCUGGCGGUGGAGCCGCUGGCGCGGGCGGUGCAAAGCCACGCCCCGGGAGACGAGGUCGACGCCUGUGCCGAGCUCGUGUUGGACAAGGCCAAGGACCUGCUCUCCGACUGGCUCGACGCCCGCCUGGGCUCCCAGGUGACCGACAACUCCAUCUUCUCCAAGCUGCCCCAGUUCUGGGAAGCCGAGUUCCACAGGGACAUGGAGGCCUUGAAUGUGCUCCCCCCGGAUGUCUUAACGCGGGUCAGCGAGUAUGUGCCCGAGAUCGUGCACUUUGUUCAGAAGAUUGUGGACAACGGCUACGGGUACGUGUCCAAUGGCUCCGUCUAUUUUGAUACGGUCAAGUUUGACUCGAGCGAGAGACACUCCUACGCCAAGCUGGUGCCGGAAGCCGUCGGGGAUCAGAAGGCCCUGCAGGAGGGAGAAGGAGACCUGAGCAUCUCCGCGGAGCGCCUAAGUGAGAAGCGCUCGCCCAACGACUUUGCGCUCUGGAAGGCCUCCAAGCCCGGGGAGCCGUCCUGGGAGUGUCCCUGGGGGAAGGGCCGCCCGGGCUGGCACAUCGAGUGUUCCGCCAUGGCCGGGACCGUCCUGGGGCCUUCGAUGGACAUCCACGGGGGAGGGUUCGACCUCAGGUUCCCGCACCAUGACAACGAGUUGGCUCAGUCAGAGGCCUACUUUGACAAUGACUGCUGGGUCCGCUACUUCCUUCACACGGGUCACCUGACCAUCGCGGGCUGCAAAAUGUCCAAGUCCCUGAAGAACUUCAUCACCAUCAAGGACGCCCUGAAGCAGCAUUCGGCGCGGCAGCUGCGCCUGGCCUUCCUCAUGCACUCCUGGAAGGACACGCUCGAUUACUCCAGCAACACCAUGGAGUCGGCCAUCCAGUACGAGCGGUUCAUGAACGAGUUUUUCUUGAAUGUGAAGGACGUCCUGCGCACCCCCGCCGACGCCGCCGGCCAGUUUGAGAAGUGGGAAGGGCCCGAGCUCGAGCUGAACAGAAUGUUUUACGACAAGAGGGCGGCGGUUCACGAAGCCCUCUGCGACAACGUGGACACGCGCACGGUCCUGGAGGAGAUGCGCUCCCUGGUGGGCCAGAGCAAUCUCUACAUCGCGGCUCGGAAGGCCGCCCGCAAGCUGCCCAACCGCGGCCUGCUGGCCAGCAUCGGCGCCUACCUCACCCACAUGCUGAAGGUCUUCGGCGUCAUCGAGAGCGAGGAGACGCUCGGCUUUCCAGUCGGGGGGAGUGGCUCCAGCAUGAACCUCGAGGCGACCGUGAUGCCCUACCUGCAGGUGCUCUCGGACUUCAGAGAGGGAGUGCGCAGGAUUGCCCGCGAGAAGAAAGUCUCCGAGGUGCUGCAGCUCAGCGACGCCCUCCGUGAUGACGUCCUCCCCGAGCUCGGGGUGCGCCUGGAAGACCACGAAGGCCUCCCGACCGUGGUCAAGCUGGUGGACAGAGACACCCUCCUAAAGGAGAGAGAAGACAAGAAAAAGGCUGAAGAAGAGAAGAGGAGGAAGAAAGAAGAAGCUGCUCGCAAGAAGCAGGAGCAGGAAGCGGCCAAACUCUCCAAGAUGAAGAUUCCUCCCAGCAAGAUGUUUCUGUCGGAGAGUGAUAAAUACUCCAAGUUCGAUGAGAACGGAUUUCCCACCCACGACGUCGAAGGCAAAGAACUCAGCAAAGGACAGACGAAGAAGCUAAAGAAACUUUUUGAAAGUCAGGAAAAACUACAUAAAGAGUAUCUGCAGCUGGUCCAGAACGGCAGCUUCACGUUAGAAGAGAAGGCCGACGGCUUUUCCUGAAGCGAUUCGAGGUGAAGGAGCCGUUCCUCUGGGCCUGCUGACGCCAUCCAGACGACUGCCUGAAGCUUUUGUUGUGUCGACCACGUCUCCGGUGGCCCAGACCGGAGGAUCAGAUGGUGCGGAUCGCCGGCGUGCGUUGUCCACCGUAGAAUUCUGGAAAUCCGACGGCCCCAAGGACCCUGAAGCUGAGCCGGCUUUCCUCCCCCACGCCGCCUGUGCGGCGCUCCCAGACGAUGGUGCUCGGUCAGCAGCUCCCAGGCGAGGGGCCCCCUCGGUGCGCUGGCUUCAGCCGACUGAGAAAACUGUCUCCCAUGCUGAUUGUUAUCCGGCUAAUCUGGCUGUGGUCUGAGGGCAUCGACCUGAGAGAUGUUAGGAUGGGAAUAAAAUGGCCAACAAUUGUAUAGCAGGACCCACCGAGAGACCCUAAACAAAGGUUUGCCUUUUCAGGCAUAAUGAAUAAAUCCUUCACCAGUUC